Phyllostomus discolor (pale spear-nosed bat) is the source of this 2834-nucleotide messenger RNA. RefSeq names its product BSD domain containing 1 (gene BSDC1). The record is from RefSeq and is a predicted model, not a curated record. The transcript has 11 exons. Gene Ontology annotation, cellular component: cytoplasm. NCBI's taxonomy places the organism in Eukaryota, Metazoa, Chordata, Mammalia, Chiroptera, Phyllostomidae. Bases 39 to 1331 code for a protein of 430 amino acids.
CAAAGGUCAGUAAAUACUGGUGAUGUCAUGCAGGCAAGAUGGCGGAAGGGGAGGACGUGGGAUGGUGGCGGAGCUGGCUGCAGCAGAGCUACCAGGCAGUCAAGGAAAAGUCCUCCGAAGCCUUGGAGUUCAUGAAGCGGGACCUGACAGAGUUCACCCAGGUGGUGCAGCAUGACACGGCCUGCACCAUUGCAGCCACGGCCAGCGUGGUCAAGGAGAAGUUGGCUACUGAAGGCUCCUCAGGGGCAACGGAGAAAAUGAAGAAGGGUCUGUCUGACUUCUUAGGGGUGAUCUCCGACACCUUUGCUCCCUCACCAGACAAAACCAUCGACUGCGACGUCAUCACCCUGAUGGGCACGCCCUCUGGCACAGCUGAGCCCUAUGAUGGCACCAAGGCUCGUCUCUACAGCCUGCAGUCAGACCCAGCAACCUACUGCAAUGAACCAGAUGGGCCCCCGGAAUUGUUUGACGCCUGGCUUUCCCAGUUCUGCCUGGAGGAGAAGAAGGGGGAGAUCUCAGAGCUCCUUGUAGGCAGCCCCUCCAUCCGGGCCCUCUACACCAAGAUGGUGCCAGCAGCUGUUUCCCAUUCAGAAUUCUGGCAUCGCUAUUUCUAUAAAGUUCAUCAACUAGAGCAGGAGCAAGCGCGGAGGGAUGCCCUGAAGCAGCGGGCAGAACAAAGCAUCGCUGAGGAGCCUGGAUGGGAGGAGGAAGAAGAAGAACUUGUUGGCAUUUCACCCACAUCUCCAAAAGAGGCAAAGUCUCCUGUGGCCAAAACGUCCACAUCCCUUGAAGGAGAACCUGGCCCCCAGAGCCCCUGUGAAGAGAGUCUGGUGAUCCCAGUAGAGCCUCCGACAGAAGUGACCCCGUCAGAGAGCAGCGAGAGUAUCUCCCUCGUGACACAGAUUGCCAAACCUGCCACCACGCCUGAGACACAGGUGCUGCCCAAGGACCUGUCCCAAAAGCUUCUAGAGGCGUCUUUGGAGGAACAGAGCCUGGCUGUGGACGUGGGCGAGACUGGACCCCCGCCCCCAGCUCAGUUCAAGCCCCACACCCCUGCGGGCCGCCCCAGUGGCCCGGAGCCCAGGCCUCCGGCCAGAGUAGAGACUCUCAGGGAGGAGGUGCUCACAGACUUAAGGGUGUUUGAGCUGAACUCGGACAGUGGGAAGUCUACACCUUCCAACAAUGGAAAGAAAGGCUCGAGCACAGACAUCAGCGAAGACUGGGAGAAGGACUUUGACUUGGACAUGACUGAAGAAGAAGUGCAGAUGGCACUUUCCAAAGUGGAUGCCUCGGGUGAGCUGGAAGAUGUAGAGUGGGAGGACUGGGAAUGAGGGGAGCCAGGGCGAGCAGCUCCCGCUCCACAGCACCUCCCGUUUCCCUCGAUCGCCUCCGCCCAGCCCUGGAAGACGCUGAUCAAGGAUGUCCCCCAAACGGCCUCUGUCGACUAGAGCUCUAGGCACAGAUUCUGGGUUGCUCCUUGCCGGCCCUGUGGGUCUCUUCUCACAGCUGGGAAGGGGCUCACAAAAUCCAAACCAAGAACUCUGACUUGUGCCAACCACAGGAUGACCCUAAGGGGGAGGAAACCUGCCCCCUCACCGGAAGAGCCUACGUUUCUCUGCUGAAUACCCACUGUUCUUGGGGACUCUGGCUGGAAAGUCCCAAGAGGUAGCUCCAUCCCUUCUGCCUGUGUGGACGGGAGCUAAACCACCAUCCUUGGAGGAAGCCAAGUCAACACACUGUCCCAUAAGCAGGCAAGGAAGGCCAUGCCACCUGCCUUUGGGUAGACAGGCAUGGCAAACACACUUUGGUCCCUAUUCCAGUGGGUAAGAGACAUUUGACUCUGGGAAAUUAUCUUCUCUUGGGAACCUCCCAUUCCCAGGCAUUUUCCAUUUCUGGAAAGGUUCCUUGUGGUUCAGAAUCUAGAGACCAAACCCUGAGUUCCUACCUUUUUGCAUCCAGUCCAGGCUGGUUCGUCCCCAGCGCCUUUCCCAGGGCUUGUUCAUGUCAGACGCACCCAAGUCCUUAGCUCACCUGUGCCACCUGCAAGACUCUGCUCUUGCUUCUCUUCCCCUCCCCAAGAAGGGGGGGACCACUUCAGGCCCUUCUGUAUGUUGUCUGGCGGGGUACCUUGUCCAGCCAGCUACCCAACUUGGUUCACCUGGAUCUUAGGACACCAGCCAGCUCCAGGUGGUGCAGAGCAGUGAUCAAAACCGAAUACUUACAUCCCUGGUAAGCGCAAUUUCUCUGCCUCAACCCUUCUGCUUCUUGAAGGGAUAUACUGGGGGUGAAUUCUUGAUACUCUCACCAGGCUUCUGAAAAAGCUCUUCUUCCUGAAGGCAGACCCAGUCUUUAUUGGCUCUUACCUUCCACUCUGGUAAAGGUACACCUCUCUUGGGGGGAUGAGGGACUGCAGGAAUCCCUGGAGACCCUGGUGCUUCACGUUGCUGCUCUGGUGAUUCUUGUACAUAGUCUGGUGUGUUCUCCAGUGGCUUAAUGGGAUCAAGGCAGGGAGCCGAGAGCGUGGUGGUCACUUCCACGUCAGACCUUCAGUGCGGGGGUGGGAUGGAAAGAAUGCUGAGUCUUUUCGAUGGGAUGGGGUUUUUCUCUCUUUGUAAUUUCUUCAGUUUAAUUAAUCUUUUGGUUGUUUGUGCAAUAUUAUAUAUUUUAAAUUAUAAUGCAUCUCCCCAGAGUAUUUUGUAGCCGGGAAAAGAAAAAAGGGAAAAAAAAAAGAUUCUAACAGCUGUUAGUUUUGUAAUUAAAAAGAAAGAAAAAAGAACUUUGUCCCGAACGUUUUCCAGACUUGCCGUUAACAGCAUUAAAGAGAUUCAACAGAA